AUCAUCUUCCUCCUUCACCGCCGCCGUCCUCGUCGUCGUCGUCGUCGUCUUCUUCUUCUUCUUCUUCCUGGGCUCGAACCAGAACAUUUCGCAGACGCCCUGAAUCUCCUUCUUCCUUCUCAAGUUCUGAACUCGUUCGGAGCUUUGGAGAAGAGAGAGAGAGAGAGAGAGACGAAGAAGAUGCUCGAAGAAUGUGGAGGGACAUCGAGAAGAGAGAAUCGGGCGGACUCCGCCCACGUUCCUUCGCCAGCCGGGUCAAAUCCAGCCGCGUCGCUUCCCUCCACCUCUCCAACCACAAGGACAUCGUCUCCCCCCACAAAGGCUCCGUCAACUCUCUCCAGGUUGAUUUGACGGAGGGCCGCUACCUGUUGUCCGGCGCGUCGGAUGCGUCGGCUGCGGUUUAUGACGUCCAACAACCGCAGAAGCUCGAGGGAGGUGGGCUGAUCGCGAAGCACAGACCCCUCUUUGUCAUUGAUAAGCAGCACGAGCACCGGCAUAAGUAUGCAAUUUCCUCGGCCAUAUGGUAUCCCAUCGACACAGGGCUUUUUGUCACCGGCUCGUAUGAUCACUAUAUAAAAGUCUGGGAUACAAAUUCAACGCAGGUGGUGAUGAAUUUCAAAAUGCCUGGGAAGGUUUAUAGUACUUCCAUGUCCUCAUUGGCAACGUCUCACAUGCUAAUUGCUGCUGGAACUGAAGAUGUUCAAGUCCGACUGUGUGAUAUUGCCUCAGGUGCAUUUGCUCACACGUUGUCUGGUCAUCGAGAUGGAGUAAUGACAGUCCAGUGGUCUAAUUCUAGCGAGUAUGUCCUGGUAACUGGAGGGUGCGAUGGUGCAAUACGCUUUUGGGAUAUCAGACGUGCAGGAUGCUUUCGUGUCUUAGAUCAAUCUCACUCUCAACUUGGAAGGCGGCCACCUCUUUUGGAGCGCUCUGCAAUGACAAAGGGUUCAACUUCUAGAUCAUUGUCAGGAGGCCAAAAUAUGUCAAAAGCGGCAGUGCUGUCAAGGAAAUCUUCCCAUGGAAAUGGUAACAAGCAUCCAGGUUCAAAUAGAAUUUCUGUGAAGGGACCUAUUAAACACAGGUUACAUCCAGGGAUGUUGUCUGGUCAGGAUCGUGCUACUGCUCAUUAUGGUGCUGUCACUGGGUUAAAAGUAUCAGAAGACGGCAUGUACCUCUUUAGUGCAGGUUCUGAUUCGAGAUUACGACUAUGGGACAUUGAAUCAGGGUGCAACACGCUUGUAAACUUUGAAACAGUGCGCCUGCAGACAAACAAGCCCAUAAGGCUGUCGAUAUGCGAGGAUUCCGCACUUGUUUUUGUCCCGUGCAUGACAGGUGGUGAAAGUAUAUGAUACCUUCCUUCUUUUUCCCUACGAUUUACUUGGAGAAUUAAUGGGACAAUUAAAUUAAGCUUCCAAUUGCAUUCGAUAGGCAUUUAAUUUCUGGUCAGGGAAGACAGUCUUCACGUUUCGGGGCCACUAUGAGUAUGUGAACUGCUGCUGUUAUAAUGCACAGGAUCAGGAAUUAUACACCGGCGGCAACGAUAGACAGAUACUUGUAUGGUCACCAUUCAUCUCUUAUGAAGCGGACGAAGGAGCUACAGGGAAUGAGGACUCAUGGAGCGAUUGACGUGCAUGGCUCCUCUACCUACAUUUGUAUAGACCAGUUCUAUGCAAUAAAAGUAUUGAGUCAUGACUGUAAUUAUUGUAAUCUGUGUACAGCCAGGUUUAAUCUGGCUUUCAUUCAUUGCAGCCCAUUCUCUCUAUUCCGAGGAAGGACAAUAAACUUGUCGAAACUGGAAAUAUUUGUUAGUCUCUCGAAUAUCUCGUUUCAUUAGACGAAUACAGGCCGACAUCAUCCGAGGGACUUCCUCGAGUAAAUGGUGCAUGAUGCCGCUCUGUUUCUGUAA
Eucalyptus grandis is the source of this 1903-nucleotide messenger RNA. Its product is annotated as WD repeat-containing protein ATCSA-1. Gene Ontology annotation, cellular component: nucleotide-excision repair complex; Cul4A-RING E3 ubiquitin ligase complex. Gene Ontology annotation, molecular function: protein binding. Bases 192 to 1346 code for a protein of 384 amino acids. The record is from RefSeq and is a predicted model, not a curated record. NCBI's taxonomy places the organism in Eukaryota, Viridiplantae, Streptophyta, Magnoliopsida, Myrtales, Myrtaceae. The transcript is spliced from 8 exons. Gene Ontology annotation, biological process: protein polyubiquitination; transcription-coupled nucleotide-excision repair; proteasome-mediated ubiquitin-dependent protein catabolic process.